Oncorhynchus keta (chum salmon) is the source of this 1786-nucleotide messenger RNA. Its product is annotated as serine/threonine-protein kinase VRK1-like. Gene Ontology annotation, biological process: signal transduction; peptidyl-serine phosphorylation. NCBI's taxonomy places the organism in Eukaryota, Metazoa, Chordata, Actinopteri, Salmoniformes, Salmonidae. The coding region runs from base 145 to 1485 and encodes 446 amino acids. Gene Ontology annotation, molecular function: protein serine/threonine kinase activity; ATP binding. Gene Ontology annotation, cellular component: nucleus; cytoplasm. The record is from RefSeq and is a predicted model, not a curated record. The transcript is spliced from 13 exons.
AAUAGGCAAAUGAGAAAAACAUGUGUCUGACCAAUAGGGUUAGGCAGUGUUGCAGUAUGUGCGAAUCUAUUUCCGGUUGGCGUUAGUGCGGGAAUUUUUGAGGCGCAUCGAGGACAACUUGGAAAUAACAACAAAGACAACGAGAUGCCCCCAAAAGCCCAGGCAGCAGGGAAGGGCAGAGGACCAGCCAAGAGGAAGCUUGCUGAGGAGUUCCCCCUUGGAGAAGUACUGACUGAUACCAGCAAGAAGUCCUGGAAACUGGGAGCCCCUAUCGGACAGGGCGGCUUUGGACUACUCUAUCUGGCCAAUGAUAAUUCAUCUAAAACAGUUGGAGCUGAUGCCCCAUAUGUCAUCAAAGUGGAGCCCAGUGACAACGGACCACUGUUCUCAGAGCUCAAGUUCUACAUGCGAGCUGCCAAGCCGGAUCUAAUUCAGAGUUGGAUGACGUCUCACAAGAUGAAGUAUUUGGGAGUUCCGAAGUACUGGGGGUCUGGACUACAUGAGAAAGGAGGAAAAAGGUACAGGUUCAUGGUGAUGGACCGGUUUGGGACGGACCUUCAGAAGAAGUUUGAGGAGACUGGAAGGAGGUUCCCCCGGAAACUGGUCCUGCAGCUCGGGCUGAGACUCCUUGACAUUCUGGAGUACAUCCAUGAGCAUGAGUAUGUCCACGCUGACAUCAAAGCCUCCAACCUCCUCCUCAGCCACAACAACCCCAAUCAGGUUUACUUAGUAGAUUAUGGACUGGCCUAUAGGUACGCUCCAGAAGGAGUGCUGAAGGAGUACAAGGAAGACCCUAAGAGGUGCCAUGACGGGACCAUCGAGUUCACCUCCAUCGACGCACACAAAGGAGUCUCUCCCUGUAGAAGGAGUGAUCUGGAGAUCCUGGGGUACUGUAUGGUCCAGUGGCUCUGCAGUAAACUGCCCUGGGAAGACAAGCUGCAGGACCCCCUCUAUGUCAGAGACGUAAAACUACAAUGCAGGGAUAACGUGUCAGAGUUCAUGUCCAAGUGUUUCUCCUCACAAGACAAGCCAGAUGAACUUCAGAAGUUCAUGGAGGAGGUGAAGACUCUAAGCUACACAGACAAACCGGCGUAUCAGAAGCUACGGUCCAUUCUGGAGGCGGGGCUUAAGUCAAUCGGCACCAAAGAUGACGACAAGCUGGAGUUCUCCUCUGUGGUCAGCAGCAACGGAGCUGGGCCAUCGUCCUCUGCCAAGAAGACUUCCAAAAGAAAGAAAGUGGUAGAUUAUAAAGAGGAGUCUGAUGAUGAGGUCGAUGGCUCUCCCUCCAAGAAAAGAAAAUCCCCAAAGAAGAAGGGGGUGAAGGAAAGUAAAACUGCCAGCCCUAAAAAGAAAGCUGCCACGCCUAAAAAUGCUGCUGCCAGACCCAAGAAGGCACUGAUGGAGAUGGGUACUCAGACCACACCUGGCCUGAAGAGAGGCAGAGGUAGACCCAAGAAAAAGGCAGAACCAGUAGAUUCAGAAUGAGUUCUACUUCUGCUGUCUUAUUCGAAGUUCCAGCCAGCCUUCCUCCCCGCUCACCUUCCUCUCACUGUCCGCUUUUAAGAGAUACUCCGUUUUAACAGGUUGUAGAGUAUGUCUGUUCUGCACUGUGCAUAUUUUUUUAUGUUUCAUUUUGUUAACACGCAAGGCCUUCUCUAAGUCCGAUAAUAAAAUAAUAAUGUUGAUGUGAGAUUCAGUGGUAUACUUUUUGUACACUAUAAGUCAUUGAAAACCUGUGUAUCAUGCUUAUGUACUUAAAAAUAAAGCCAGUCUUCACAUUUUCAAA